Messenger RNA from Aethina tumida (small hive beetle), 1984 nucleotides. Its product is annotated as gastrula zinc finger protein XlCGF26.1. The record is from RefSeq and is a predicted model, not a curated record. Gene Ontology annotation, cellular component: nucleus. The coding region runs from base 215 to 1756 and encodes 513 amino acids. The transcript is spliced from 2 exons. Lineage: Eukaryota; Metazoa; Arthropoda; Insecta; Coleoptera; Nitidulidae. Gene Ontology annotation, molecular function: zinc ion binding.
GAGGUUAAUAUAAUACAUAAAAAAAUAAAAAACAAAACAAAAGCAAAUUGAUAAUCAUAAACUGUAAUGAAAGUCUUUCUUCUGUAUUACUAUCAGGGUACAGGGGAAAAAACACUGCAAUAAAAUGAUUUUAAAGUAAUAUCGCCUUAUAUGAGGCCCACCAAAUAAGUCCAACAAACAUAAAUAUGAUUUAAAGGGAACAUAAAUAAAUGAUAUGGAGUCACGGUGUCGAUUGUGUGCCGAAAGUUCCACCGAUAAAAUAUCAGUAUUAGAAACUCCAGACUUGUCCUCGAGGAUUCUUAAUCUCUUUCAAAUUAGAAUCUCCAAUGAAGACAGACUACCGACAACUAUAUGCCAGAAAUGUUACAAAUCAGUUGAAACAACAUGGGUGUUCAAUGAUCUCAUUCAGAAAGCCCAGGAAAUACUCAAUGAACUGGCAAAUACUGUUGAAACAGCCAAGGCUUUGGAUGAAACAAGUGAACAACAAAUUGUUGAUGAUGCUGCUGGUGAUUUGAGUUUUGAUGAUCCCAGUUCAGACCUUAAGUGUGAGUUUGAAGACGACGACUUAUUUUUACCAACAAAUAAUGUGGCACCUGUUGAAAAGCCAGCUAAAACUGAGAAGAAGCAAAAACGGUCAACAAGAAAGAAAGAGGAAUCAUCAAACAAUAUAGAAUGUUUGCCAGACAUCAAAGACUUCGACGUCAACGAAGACGGCACCCUCGUGCCGAAAACGGACCAAAUCAGCUGGGAGUCGUACCCGUGGACCUGCUGCGACUGCCACCAAAUCUUCGACAAUUCAGAGGACCUAAGAGACCACUUUGCAACAGUCCACAACGGCACACCACGAUAUCUAUGCGCCGACUGCUCCAAAGUCUACGCCAAGUACAGCACCUUCCUAACGCACGUCAAAGUCCACCGCAUCAAGCUGAAGUUCUGCUGCGACGUGUGCUACAAGUGGUUCCCGACGGUCACCGACCAGGAGAAGCACCGGGCAAAACACGGGGACGAAAGGCCUCACAUGUGCACGACGUGCGGGAAGCGUUUCAGGAUGCAAUCAGCCCUGUUGGUGCACGCCAGGUCGCACCUCCCGGCCGAACUAAAGAACCGGUAUCAAUGCGACCAGUGCCCUAAAAGGUUUGGGACCAAGCCGAAUCUGAUGGCGCAUAAACGCAUCCACAGCGGCGUCAGGGAUUACACCUGCGACCAGUGCGGCAAGAGUUUUGUGCAGAAGGGCAACUUAGAGAACCACCUGCUGACCCACACUGCAGCCAGGCCAUUUAACUGUACAAUUUGUGGCAAGUCCUUCAAAACGCUGAUUAGAUUGAAGAAGCACGACUCCGUGCAUUCGGGAUUGAAGCCACACAAGUGUGACGUGUGUGGGAGACAGUUUAGGGAAAGGGGGACGUUGAAGGAGCACCAUCGCAUUCACACUGGAGCCAUGCCUUUUACCUGCGAGUUUUGCGGCAAGUCGUUCCGAUUUAAAGGCGUCCUGACCACGCACAGGCGACAACAUACGGGCGAAAGGCCCUAUUCCUGUAACGAGUGCCAGCAUCAUUUCACUAACUGGCCGAAUUACAACAAACACAUGAAGAGGCGACACGGGAUCAACACCAGCGUGACUUGCAGGACAAGACAGGAUAUACCGCCGACGGGGAUGCCGCACAGAAACCCUCCGGGUACUAUUUUGGCACCACCACAGAACAUGGUGAUUGCGGAGAACUAUGGGCCUCCGCCGAUUUUCUUCCUCGAAUACUGAACGUUUCAUUUAUGUGAUGUGUGAUUAAUUGAUGUUUAAUUUACUGCUUAACUUAAUGCAUAUUAGGGGCUAUUGAAAACUAUAGUUAGCAUCUAACAGAGUAGUUUAAUAUAAGCUGUAUUUAUAAAUUGAAUUGUGUGAACAUGAAUUUAGAAAAAGAGUGUAUUAAUUUACUCGAUUUCUUCACUUUAUUUAUAUUAUUUUUGAAAUAAAAAAUAUUAAACAUGG